UUUUGAACACUGAAUGAAAUAUCAAAUAAAUCUAAUUUAGUAAUUAUAUUUCAUUUUUAGUUUUUGAAAUUAAAUCAUAUUUUUGUUGAAUGGAGAAUCAUCAUAAGUGCAAGGUGUGUUUGAGGAGUUUCGUUAAUGGUAAAGCUCUGGGCGGGCACAUGAGAUCUCACGUGAUUGCACGGUGGUCGUCGUCGUCGUCGGAAGAAGAAGAAUAUGAAGCAAGCCAGAACGAGAUAGAGACCGCCGCCGGCUCCGUGGUGGUUCAAGACGGGGAGAGUGAAACGGAGUUGUGUAGAGAGCAGGUAAGGCCAACAACGCCGCGUUGCAGACGAUCCAAGAGGAUUAGGAAAUCAUCUUCUCAAAUCCAUGGCGAGAGAGAAGAAUCGGAAAUGAAGAUACAGAAAACUGGAAUAACGGCGACGGAGUCCUCGCCGCCGGCGAGUUCAAUCUCGGAACAUACUUCCCCGGAAGAAGACGUUGCAUAUUGCUUGAUUUUGCUGUCUAAAGACAAGUGGACAAAAGGAGAAGAAGAUGAAGAAGAAGAAGAAAAUGUGAAAAACAAAAAGGCAAGAGGGAAAUACAGAUGCGAGAGUUGCAGCAAAGUGUUCAGAUCUUACCAAGCACUAGGAGGGCACAGAGCAAGUCACAAGAAGAUCAAACCCAACAAGAGAAGCCAUGAAAAUGCAUGGGAGAUUGAUAAUAAUAAGGAGAAGGAGAAGGAGAAGGAGAAAAUCCAUGAAUGCCCUAUCUGUUACAGAGUUUUUUCAUCAGGGCAAGCCUUGGGUGGACACAAGAGAUCACAUUUUACUGCUUCAGCAAGAACAAGUACUGUUAGUUCUCUACAUUGUUCUGCUUCUACCUCUACUAAUGAGGGAAAUUUCAUAGAUCUUAAUCUUCCUGCCUCUCUUGAUGAUGAUGACACCAUCACCCAGAUUGAGCUCUCUGCACUUUCUGAUGCCUGUUUUCUCAGGCCCCAUUAAAGCAUUCAACCAUUCAGAUCACACCACAGGUAGUAAUUAUCACAGUUUUCUCUUAAUUCCAAAUAUAAUAUUCAUAGUUUGACUGUAAUUCAUCACCAUUAAUAGAGCAAACAGAAAGUUAUU
Molecule: messenger RNA, 1103 nt
Organism: Ipomoea nil (Japanese morning glory)
Lineage: Eukaryota; Viridiplantae; Streptophyta; Magnoliopsida; Solanales; Convolvulaceae
Product: zinc finger protein ZAT1-like
Exons: 1
Coding region: 90-980 (296 amino acids)
Biological process (GO): regulation of DNA-templated transcription
Source: RefSeq, a predicted model, not a curated record